Messenger RNA from Rotaria sordida, 858 nucleotides. NCBI's taxonomy places the organism in Eukaryota, Metazoa, Rotifera, Eurotatoria, Philodinida, Philodinidae. The record is from the annotation of a GenBank genome assembly.
AUGAUGCGAAUCGUUUCUAAUGUCCUUUUCCUAACCAUUGUACUUGGUACGUAUGUUUCAGCUGUUCGAAUUGGUUCAUUUAAUUUACAUCAAUAUGGAAGUAAAAAAGCUGCUAAUGCAACAUUAACAAAUGUUGUUGCUAAAAUUAUUAAUGAUUUUGAUUUGGCAAUUAUUCAAGAAAUUACUGAUGCAUCACUAAGAGCUCCUCAUGUUUUACAUGAUGCAUUAAAUAAAGUUUCAGCCACAUCAGGUGUUGAACUUGUUAAUGCUUAUCUUUAUGAAGAUGUUCCAGAUAAUUUUGAACGACCACCUUUCAUUGGUACAUUUAAAGUUAAGAAACCAGGAAAAUCUGGUGUUAAAUUCUUUACUAUUAUGAAUGUUCAUUUACGACCAGAUGCUGCAUACGCAGAAUUACUUAGUAUGCGUGUUGCUAUUGAAGAUUUUAUUACUAAACAUCCACAAUAUUUUGAUGAAACAUCAACAUCAUUCAAUGAUGCUUUAGAACAAAAUGUUGUUGAUGCAACAGUUGAUAAUAAACCAAGUUUGAAAACUAAUCAUCCUAUUUUAAUUGUUGGUGAUUUUAAUGCUGAUUGUUCAUAUAUUUCACUUAGACGUCAAUUAAUGCUUCGAACAAUCAGUUAUGUUGAUUUUACAUGGGUGAUUAAUAAUCAAGUUAAAACAAACACUCGACAAACAUGCACAUAUGAUCGUGUUUUUAUUAAUGGUGAUAAAUUUGUUAACGCUAUUGUACCAAACAGUAAUACAACUGUUCACUUCCAAGAACAAUUGGGUAUGACAUUGGAUGAAGCUUUGGAUAUCAGUGAUCAUAUACCGAUUAAAUUCGAUAUUGAAUGGUAA